Molecule: messenger RNA, 3427 nt
Organism: Mercenaria mercenaria
Lineage: Eukaryota; Metazoa; Mollusca; Bivalvia; Venerida; Veneridae
Product: heat shock 70 kDa protein 12B-like
Exons: 3
Coding region: 827-2305 (492 amino acids)
Molecular function (GO): ATP-dependent protein folding chaperone; ATP binding
Source: RefSeq, a predicted model, not a curated record
CUUUUCAUGCUUUUGGUUAUGAUGCAGAAAAUCAAUACAUGGAAUUAGCAGAAAAAGAUGAGCACAAAAUGUAUUACUAUUUUAGAAGGUUCAAAAUGCUACUUUUCGGCACACAUGGGAAGGUACUGAUAAUUAUAUAUGCAGAAAUUAAAAUACAUCAAUAGGUAUGAAAUAUAUAGCUUCACACCUCUGAUCAUAUUGUUGUCCACAUUUUUAGAUAUAGAACUAGAUUGCGUUCGUCCGCUUGUGAUCUAUUAAGAGAUUGUAAUUUUACCUGGUACAAAUUUUUCACAGAAGGAGAUGAGUGAUCAAGAUCCGGGCUUGCGACCCAAUGCCGAUGUCACGCUUUUGUCUUUGUCUUAUCCCGUCUAUAACUCUGACACCCGCCAAUGGAUUUUAAAAAUGUGUGGCGUAAUUGUUUCUCUUAACGAAAUAAUGUUUACAGGUUUCCUAUCCGAUUAGUAACUUUAGUAUUCAUCAAAGCAUUUGUAGACGGAGGUUAAUGCUUGAAUAACAAUGUUACAUCCGUGAAAAGAUCAGCUGUUUUUUUAAGAGCCAAACAUUGACUGUGCAAGAUAUCCGGUCAAACGCAUGCAUAAUCAUAUUCUUUGUAUAUGCAUUUAAUUUACAUAACCUUUACAAAUUAAUGUACACAUCUUAGUAUGUUAACAGAUGUCGGCGGACUAAAAACAACAACCAAUUCUUAUCAGUAAGUCUAUUUAUAUAUUCUUCCUUUGAAUGUUUAAUUUUAUUGUUAUUUGACAAUUUGUAUGCCUCUUCGUCUCACAAGCUUGCCGUGACAGUGACAUGUAUUAAACUAUCAGUUAUGCUUUAUUUUUCAAAACUCUUAUCAAAGCAUCUUACGAAAGAAACUAAAGUCAAGGAUGAAAUGGGAAAGGAACUUCUGGCUAUAGAUGUGUUUGCAAUGUCUAUCAAGUUUAUGGUUGAUGAUUUGAUGGUUGUUGUCAGUCAGCGCUUGACUGGGAUGAUAACAGAUACCGACAUCCACUGGGUGCUUACAGUGCCAGCGAUAUGGUCCGAUCCUGCAAAACAGUUCAUGAGGCAGGCUGCAACAAAGGCUGGUAUAACUACAGAAAGACUGACAAUAGUCCUUGAACCGGAAGCUGCCUCGUUAUACUGUCGGCAUCUUCCUGUAAAUACAACCGUUACUGAUGGUAAUUUGACAAUAUCCGAAGUUCCAAAUGGAUCAAAAUACAUGGUUCUCGAUGCUGGAGGGGGAACAAUUGAUAUCACAGUUCAUGAAGUUCAAAGUCAGUAUACCUUACGAGAAGUCAGAGCUGCAAAUGGAGGUGACUGGGGAGGAAUCAUGGUUGAUAAGGCAUUUGAAAACUUUCUCUGUGAUUUAGUUGGUGAAACGGUGUUUAAAACUUUUAAACAGUUGAAAACGGAAGAUUGGCUAUAUAUGAUUCGUGAGUUUGAAUACAAAAAACGAGAAGCAGGAAUUGAUUCGGGGGAAAAGGUAGUUAUGCAUUUUCAUGCGUCACUCACUGACGUAUUCGUAAACAAACAGCAAACACACAUGACAAUCAAGGAUGCAAUAGCAGCAUCCACAUACGCAGAAACAGUAGAAAUAAAGAGAGACAAGUUGAAAAUAUCACAUUCGGUUUUCGAAACAUUAUUUGAGGAGUCAUUACAUCACACUGUUGAACAUUUGAAAAGAUUGCUAAAAGAUGAAAGAAUGGCUGAUGUUAGAACUAUCCUUAUGGUUGGAGGGUACUCGGAGUCCCCGUUAUUGCAACGUGCAAUGAAAUCAGCCUUCCCAGAAAUGCAGGUAGUUAUUCCACAGGGAGCGUCAUCGACAGUACUGAGAGGCGCCUUGAUCUUCGGUCACAACCCCGCAUCAAUAACCGAGAGGAUACUUCGGUAUACGUAUGGUACAGAUAUAGCUGUGCCAUUUCUGGUGAGAAAGCAUCCACAAAACAGACGCGUAAAGACUGAUGUUGGCGUCAGAUGUAAAGAUGUCUUUGAUAUACUUAUUGUAAAGGGUACGAAAGUAAAGAUAGGUGAAAUGCAAAUAAAUGAAACUUAUUACACCGGUUACCGUAACCAAAGAUCGAUGUUAUUUGGAAUAUACGUUUCCAGUGAGAAAGAUCCAUUAUAUAUAGAUGACAUAGGGUGUUCAAAACUUGGGGAAAUGAUAAUAGAAUUUGAGGAACUAGACGAAAAUCCUAGACGUGCAGUUAAUCUAUCUAUGGUACUUGGUGGCACAGAAGUCAUUGUGGCACUUGAAGAUGAAAAGACUGGGAAUAAAGUUAUAAGUUCAACAGUAUUUAAGAUUGAAUGAUAAUAUCUGAUAAUCUGACAGUUAAAAAGAAAAAGAGAGUAUGGUACUAAUUAAACAGAACAGUUUAGGUAUAUAUAGAUAUGUUAAAGACAAAGAAUGACCUACUUUCUUGAAGUGGUUAUGAUAAAAAAGCAUGCAGACCAUUCACUUUUACAAUUACAAUUUUACCACAAACAAUUUAAUAUUCUGAAUAAUUGAGGCCUCGAUACAGCUGUUAACUAAAGUAUAAGCAACUAAAAAUUGGAAAAUAAAUUACAUAAAGAUAAUUAUCUUUGCAAACAGGUGUUAAAUGUAUUUAAUUGUAAUUAGUUUAAAAAGACACUGACCAGUUUUAAAAUAUGUUAUCACUUUGUUAUGCAAAUUCAACAUUAUGAUACUAUACAGUUUGAUACAAUGCACCUGUACAUUAAUUUUCUGAAACAUUGUUGAAAACGGUGCUAAACCCAACAUAAACGAGAAAUGAAAAAGGAUUAUUAUUGUAAUCGACUAAAUAAAGUUUAUUUCUUAUCUCCGUAUUACCGUCCAGCUGCAUGGAAAGUUUUGUGAUGAUAUGUUGUCGCAAGAUCAAGAUUUUUCAAAAGGACAAACUGAUUUAAAAAAUAUGAAAAUACAUUGAAACAUGUGUUCUUAAGUUAACAUAAAGUCAUGACCUAUUUAGUGACUACUUUUCAAUAAGGCGAUAGAAAAUGAAAUUUUAUCUCUAUAACAUUAUACUGUGACGUACGAUUCUUUCAAUAAAGUAAGCUACUGGUAAAUUAUAAUAAUGAUAUUAAAUGGGCUGGAGCCAGGUGUUAUUAUGCACCCAAUGAUAAAAUAAUUGUUUAUUAUCAAAUUACUUGUGGAGAGACUGUUUGAAUACUGGAAGUGAGUUUGGGGUUUCGCUCUUUGUCUUUGAAUACCAAUAUGCAUUUAUGAUUCACUGAUGUUCGAACACUUGCUAAAUAAACUUCGGUAAAUUCUUUUAGGGACCAUUUUUGUCAAGAGACCGUGUUUUUGUAUUUCGUAUCAAUGGUCUCUAUAGAAGUUGUUCAGAACUAGACAGCAAGCAUCCUAAAAUAUUUGAAUGUCUGUUAUACAUUACAUUGUUGUUAGAUAGUAUAACAAAAUAUUGUAUGAUGUAGA